GAUGUACUAAAAGAAGCAUUGGACUAUAUUGAGCAUUAUGAAUUUGUGAUGAAAAACAACAAAGAUGAAUUUCCUACAGGUUUACAACUUUACGGUGAUGAUAAUAAUGACGACCGUAAUAACAACUCGGUCAUUGGCGAUGCUUUUACCGACAAUAGUGAUAUUAUGGAGACAGUAUCGCUACGUGAAAACAGUACAUCACAAAUGAAUAGAUCUGUUAUAAUACCCAAAAUAAAACGCAAAACUAGGUCGGAUGAUGAAGAUCACGAAAUAUCAUUACCUCCCUCCAGAAAAGAAAUAAUAAUUCGGUUCCUGGAUUAUAUUAAUGAUGAUGAUAACCAGCUGCCGGAUUGUAUAAACGAGUCUGAUAAUUUAGUAACUGUCACCGUUGACAAUAUUUCUGCAUGUGCGUCGGGAUCAACUAGCAAUAACGAAAAAACAUGGACAGAAAAAGAAGACGAGACAUUGAUAGCAUUGUUUACCCUAGUAUAUCUUGUUCUUUUAUUAUUACCAGAAAAGGUUUUAUUUCCUAAAUUCGAAAAAAUGGGUGGUAUGUUUAGUAGAGCUUUAGGGCGGUUAUGGGGCGAGAAAGAAGUUCGAAUAUUAAUUUUAGGCUUAGAUGGCGCUGGUAAAACAACCAUAUUAUAUCGAUUUCAAAUUGGUGAAGUAGUCACAACUAUUCCAACGAUUGGAUUUAAUGUUGAAACUGUAACUUAUAAAAAUAUUAAAUUCCAAGUAUGGGAUUUAGGAGAAGGUCAAACAAGUAUAAGACCAUACUGGCGUUGCUACUACGCAAAUACAGAUGCAGUUAUAUAUGUAGUUGAUUCAGUGGAUCGUGAUCGUAUUAACACAGCACGGGAAGAACUACAUGCAAUGCUCGAGGAAGAAGAACUACGUGAAUCAGCGUUACUUGUGUUUGCUAAUAAACAGGAUAUGGAUGGUGCAAUGUCUGUAACAGAAGUUUCCGAUUCUUUGCGAUUAGACACGCUGAAAAAUCGGCAGUGGACUAUUUAUAAAACUAGUGCGGUGAAAGGAGAUGGAUUAACAGAAGGAUUAGAUUGGUUAGUGAAUUGUUAUUCUGAUUAG
Molecule: messenger RNA, 1086 nt
Organism: Ambispora gerdemannii
Lineage: Eukaryota; Fungi; Glomeromycota; Glomeromycetes; Archaeosporales; Ambisporaceae
Source: the annotation of a GenBank genome assembly